Molecule: messenger RNA, 1866 nt
Organism: Chrysemys picta bellii (western painted turtle)
Lineage: Eukaryota; Metazoa; Chordata; Testudines; Emydidae
Gene: COQ6
Product: coenzyme Q6, monooxygenase
Biological process (GO): ubiquinone biosynthetic process
Cellular component (GO): mitochondrion
Molecular function (GO): 2-octaprenyl-6-methoxyphenol hydroxylase activity; FAD binding; oxidoreductase activity, acting on paired donors, with incorporation or reduction of molecular oxygen, NAD(P)H as one donor, and incorporation of one atom of oxygen
Source: RefSeq, a predicted model, not a curated record
UCAGUACUUGGUCCUGCUAGUGAAGGCAGGGGGCUGGACUCGAUGACCUUUCAAGGUCCCUUCCAGUUCUAGGAGAUAGGAUAGGACAGUGGCCUAGACUCUAUCAAGCCCCUAGGACUCGAUGGUGGAUUGUGGUACCCGGGUUGAAACUUGUCCACACUCUGCUGAUAGCGUUGAAACGGUACAACGCUCCCCUCCACCUCUCAAAACGGGUAUACGGCUAUCCUUGGAUAAAGAUGCUUGUAGGGGUGUAACUUGUGUAAAGGGAGAAGGGAAUUAACCUAUAUUGGGACUAUAAGUGUAUCCACCAUAAGGGUUGUGCUGAUCUACUGAUUGGGGGGGAAUCACACCCACAACUCUGUAUUGUGUGUAGACCAGGCCUAAAAUGGAGUUGUCCCUAAUUUAGUUAGGGCAGCCAUUACACUUCCUAUGGAAAAAGCUUUCAUUGAGAAGUGGCAGUUUAUUGUGGGACACGAUGUCCACUUCCGUGAGAAGAAAAUCCUGUUACUGGAAGCUGGCCCUAGGAAAGUGUCUGGCCGUUUGCCUGAGAAUUACAGUAACAGGGUCAGUUCCAUCUCCCCUGGUUCAGCCACCCUUCUGAGCAGUUUUGGUGCCUGGGAUCAUGUCUGCAGCCUGCGAUUCAAACCCUUCCGGCGGAUGCAGGUAUGGGAUGCUUGUUCAGAAGCCAUGAUAAUCUUUGAUAAAAACAACUUAGAAGACAUGGGUUAUGUAGUGGAGAACGAUGUCAUUAUGUCUGCUCUAACCAAACAGUUAGAUGCAGUGUCAGAUCGGGUGGAGGUUCUCUACAGGAGCAGAGCAGUGGGGUAUACCUGGCCCCUUACCUGUCAUCUCUCUGACACAAGCCCUUGGGUCAAAAUUGACUUAGCUGAUGGACGCAGACUGGAGACCAAACUGCUGAUUGGUGCAGAUGGUCAGAACUCCAUGGUCCGGAAAGCAGCUGGAAUUCAGAACAUCCACUAUCAAUAUGAUCAGUCAGCUGUGGUUGCUACUCUGCACUUGUCUGAGGCCACAGACAACAAUGUAGCAUGGCAGAGAUUCCUCCCUUCAGGGCCAAUUGCUCUUCUCCCGCUCUCUGACACUGCCAGCUCUUUGGUUUGGUCCACAUCUCAUGAACAUGCAUCACAGCUUCUUAGUAUGGAUGAGGAAAGCUUUGUGGACACCAUCAACACUGCCUUUUGGAGCAACCUACACCACUCGGACUUUAUUGAUACUGCUGGAUCCGUGUUCCGAUCUGCUAUUUCUCUCCUGAUGCCAUCAGGCACUGCAGCCCGCCAGCUGCCCCCAAGCAUCGCCAGAGUGGAGCCAAAGAGCCGAGCUGUGUUUCCUCUUGGAAUGGGCCAUGCCACAGAAUAUGUCCGGCACCGGAUGGCGCUUAUUGGGGAUGCAGCACACAGAGUCCAUCCACUAGCAGGACAAGGUGUAAAUAUGGGCUUUGGAGAUAUUGCAUGCUUGGCACAUCACCUCAGCACAGCGGCCUUCAAUGGGAAGGAUCUGGGCUCCUUAAAGCACCUCUUACAGUUUGAGACAGAACGUCAGAGGCAUAACCUCUCUUUAAUGGCUGCCAUCGACUUGUUAAAGAGACUCUACUCCACAAAUGUCGCUCCCUUUGUGCUGUUGAGGACAUGGGGAUUACAAACAACAAAUGCCUUGUCUCCAGUCAAAGAGCAGAUUAUGUCCUUUGCCAGUAAGUAAGUUCUCCAUGUGUCUAGAGCUGCAGUUCACCAGUCACUGCUGGGAACCUGAGAUCUUUAAUCCUGUGAGGACUAUAUCAUGUAUGGUUUGGAAACAUAUAUUUAAAUAGUGUCUUUGAAGAACAAUAAUAAAAACAGGAAUGAAUUUUUUUUU